AUGCUCACGAAAGGCAAUACCAAGAUGCCUCCAUCUCUUCCAGAAUCCUACGCUGCCCUUCCAACAGAGCAUAUCAAACUCUCACAUGUUCCCCCUUCGUCCUCAACGCCUACUCCAGUGCUGCUACUCACCUUAAACCGGCCGGAGAAGCUCAAUGCUUACACCGAGCAAAUGUCCAAGGAGAUAGCUUCCGUGCUCGGCAUGGUUGAUAUCGACGACCGUGUGAAGGUCAUAGUGCUGACAGGUUCAGGAAAAAAGGCAUUUUGCGCCGGUGCAGAUUUGGACAUUGGAUUCGGGGGAAUGGGAAAAGGUGGCGCUGCAGCCAGAGAAAAGGACCACAGAGAUGGUGGCGGCAGGAUAUCUCUGGCGAUACACAACUGCCGCAAGCCAACCAUAGUGGCCAUUAAUGGUUCAGCCGUUGGUGUCGGCAUUACCAUGACACUGCCAGCUACCAUCCGCCUAGUCACGGCGGGGGCCAAAAUCGGGUUCGUAUUUUCUCGCCGUGGCCUGAUAAUGGAAGCCGUAUCGUCCUUUUUCCUACCACGGCUCAUCGGCUACUCCCGUGCACUUCACAUCACUACCACUGGCUCCACGUACCCGGCAGACCACCCUUUACUGAAAGACCUGUUUUCAGAGAUUCUGUCCACGCCAGAGGCAACAGUGGCUCGCGCUCUCGAACUAGCUGAUGAUAUUGCACUGAAUACCUCGACAAUAUCAACUUCGUUGAUGCGGGAUCUCAUGUAUCGUGGCCCGGAUAGUGCGGAGGCAACCCAUCUGCUUGACUCGUCACUUAUAUACCCUCUCUUUGGCAACAAGGACAACGAAGAGGGAGUGAAAAGCUUUUUCGAGAAGAGAAGCCCACAGUUCAAAGGGUCGUUUAAUAACCCUAAUGAUGUCCCUGCUGCGUAUCCCUGGUGGAAGCAAGUUGACGUCUCUCCCCCAAAGCUCAACUCGAAGCUGUAA
Microsporum canis CBS 113480 is the source of this 963-nucleotide messenger RNA. RefSeq names its product enoyl-CoA hydratase/isomerase family protein. The transcript is spliced from 3 exons. NCBI's taxonomy places the organism in Eukaryota, Fungi, Ascomycota, Eurotiomycetes, Onygenales, Arthrodermataceae. The record is from RefSeq and is a predicted model, not a curated record. The coding region runs from base 1 to 963 and encodes 320 amino acids.